Messenger RNA from Artibeus jamaicensis (Jamaican fruit-eating bat), 3465 nucleotides. Its product is annotated as protocadherin beta-17-like. Gene Ontology annotation, cellular component: plasma membrane. The record is from RefSeq and is a predicted model, not a curated record. NCBI's taxonomy places the organism in Eukaryota, Metazoa, Chordata, Mammalia, Chiroptera, Phyllostomidae. Gene Ontology annotation, molecular function: calcium ion binding. The coding region runs from base 161 to 2554 and encodes 797 amino acids. Gene Ontology annotation, biological process: homophilic cell-cell adhesion. The transcript has a single exon.
CCACCACUGGGGAUAAUACCGUUCAAAGAGGCAGCCAUCGCCACCCCCGUGCCAGUUGAUGUUAAGAAAAAACUCAAGAUUAUCGACCUAAGAUAGCAGAGUUCGCUACAAAGCAAUUAUUUUGUGAUUUAGUACUGGAUCUUUUGGACCCGGAGGAAGGAUGCAGAUGCCACUACACAAAGCGCCCCAGAAAAGGCAAGUGACCGCCAUUAUUAUUAUAUUACUAUCGUGGGAGGCGGGCGGUGGGACCAUUAAAUACUCUGUUCUAGAAGAGAGGGACAGCGGCUCUCUUGUGGCCAACCUAGCAAAGGAUCUGGGGCUGGGCUUAGGAGAGCUGGCCGCGCGCGGUGCCCGGAUUCUUUCCAAAGGGAACCAACAGCAUUUGCAGCUCGAGCAGAAGAGCGGGAAUUUGCUCCUAAAAGAAAAAUUGGACCGGGAAGAGCUGUGUGGUGACACGGAUCCAUGUGUACUGCAUUUCCAGGUGUUACUGAGAAACCCACUGCAGUUUAUCCAAGGUGAGCUACAGCUCCAAGAUGUAAAUGACCACGCCCCAGAAUUCUUGGAACAGGAAAUCCUCCUGAAAAUCCCGGAAAGCAGUCAUCCAGGGACUGCAUUUCCUUUGAAAAUAGCUCAGGAUUUGGACGUGGGCAGCAACACAGUCCAGAGCUACACAAUUAGCACCAACGCCCAUUUCCACCUUAUCACUCGCGAUCACAGCGAUGGCAGAAAACACCCUGAGCUGGUGCUGGAUAAAGCGCUGGACCGUGAGGAGCAGCCGGAGCUCAGGUUAACCCUCACGGCGCUGGAUGGUGGGUCACCACCCAGGACUGGGACUUCCCGCGUCCUCAUUGUAGUCCUGGACAUAAAUGACAAUGCCCCUGAAUUUGAUCAGCUGCUCUAUGAGGUGCAGGUUUCAGAGAACAGCCCCAUAGGCUCUCUUGUCAUCACUGUCUCCGCUAAAGAUUUAGAUGCUGGGGCCCACGGAGAGAUCUCCUACUCGUUUUUCCAAUCCUCAAAUCAAGGCAUUCAGGUGUUUGAAAUAAACUCAUUCACAGGAGAAAUUCGGUUAAAAAGAAUGUUGGACUUUGAGGAAAUUCAGUCUUACAGUAUGGAAAUCGAGGCCUCAGACGGAGGGGGGCUUUCAGGAAAAUGCACGGUAGCCAUAGAAGUGAUGGAUGUAAAUGACAACGCCCCGGAACUGAUCACCUCCUUACUCACCAGUGAGAUCCCAGAAAACACCCCUGAUACUGUAGUAGCGGUUUUUGAAAUUUCAGAUCCAGACUCGGGAGACAAUGGCAAAACGAUGUGUUUCAUCCAAGACCAUCUUCCCUUCCUUCUGAAACUUACCUUAGAAAAUUUCUACACUUUGGUAACAGAAGGAGCUCUGGACAGAGAGCGCCAGACCGAGUACAACAUCACCAUCACCGUCACCGACCUGGGGACGCCCAGACUGAAAACCCAGCACAACAUAACCGUGCUGGUCUCUGACGUCAACGACAACGCCCCCGCCUUCACCCAAACCUCCUACACCCUCUUCAUCCGCGAGAACAACAGCCCCGCCCUGCACAUGGGCAGCGUCAGCGCCACAGACACAGACGCGGGCGCCAACGCCCAGGUCACCUACUCGCUGCUGCAGCCCCAGGACCCCAGCCUGCCCCUCCACUCGCUGGUGUCCAUCAACGCCGACAACGGCCACCUGUUCGCCCUGAGGGCGCUGGACUUCGAGGCCCUGCAGGCGUUGGAGUUCCUGGUGGGCGCCACAGACCGCGGGGCCCCGGCGCUGAGCAGCCAGGCGCUGGUGCGCGUGCAGGUGCUGGACGCCAACGACAACGCGCCCUUCGUGCUCUACCCGCUGCAGAACGGCUCUGCGCCCUGCACCGAGCUGGUGCCCAGGGCGGCCGAGCCCGGCUACCUGGUGAGCAAGGUGGUGGCGGUGGACGGCGACUCGGGCCAGAACGCCUGGCUGUCCUACCAGCUGCUCAAGGCCACGGAGCCCGGGCUGUUCGGCGUGUGGGCGCACAACGGCGAGGUGCGCACGGCGCGGCUGCUGAGCGAGCGCGACGCGGCCAAGCACAGGCUGCUGCUGCUGGUGAAGGACAACGGCGAGCCGCCGCUGUCGGCCAGCGUCACGCUGCACGUGCUGCUGGUGGACGGCUUCUCGCAGGCCUACCUGCCGCUGCCCGAAGCGGCGGCGGGCGCCGCGGCCCAGAGCGACCCGCUCACGGUCUACCUGGUCAUCGCGCUGGCGUCGGUGUCGUCGCUCUUCCUGUUCUCGGUGCUGGCGUUCAUCGCGGUGCGGCUGUGCAGGAGGGGCAGGGCGGGCUUGGUGGGCGGCUGCUCGGUGCCCGAGGGCCACUUUCCGGGCCACCUGGUGGACGUCAGCGGCACAGGGACCCUGUCCCAGAGCUACCAGUAUGAGGUGUGUCUGAAGGGAGGCUCAGGGACCAGCGAGUUCAAAUUCUUGAACCCCUUUGUCCCCUACCUCACCCCCCAAGGCACUACCGAGGAAGUGGAGGAGAGUGUCACCUCACGGAAUAACUUUGUAUUCAACUAGAAAUUUCAUCACGAUGCAGGGUGUUUUGUAACAUCUCUAAUCCCAGAUACAGAGUUUAGAAGCAUAUGGACAAAAAUCCCACCUUCAAGGAUAGCCUGGAUUUACCUUUUGAAUUUCAGCGGCCUGGGCAUGGGGACCCUUUCUCUGUGCUACCAGUUUGAGGUGUGUCUGAAAGGAGGCUUAGGGACCAGGGAGUUCAAGUUCCUCAAACUAAGGGUCCCAACUUUAUGGGUGGAGAGGCUGGUAGGCUAACGAAGGAAAACUCUAAAAAUUCAUUUGAAUUCAAUUGAAAUUUCCUCUCAUGGGAUAAGUGACAAUAUUCACUAACAUAUUAUUUCCUAACCCCUUUUCAUUCACAGAAAGAGCUUACAUGGCCACACAUUCAUAAUUAUUGCUAUAUUGACAGUUAUGGCAAUUGGUUGAUGUCACAUUCUGAGUCUCUAGGUAUUUUUAUUGUUGUUUUGCUCCUUCAUAUUUUGCAUGUUCAUACAAUAGCAGAGCAAUUGUGUUUCUCCAGCUUUGAAAGUAAGAUUUUUGGAAGUUUUCAGAUUCCUGAUAUUUGAGCUUGUUCAUUGUUAUUUUGUUAUGAUUUAGAGAGUUGUGCUUUGUGAUUACCAUAAGCAUCAGUCUAUUGUAAAUGAUGGCUUUCGGUCUUAAAAAUAAUUUUCAUUUGUGCAAAAUUUUGUUGCCUCGUAAAUUACUGCAUUUCUGUAGUUGUUUUAAAAAUAGUGCUGUGCCCUGGCUGGUGAGGCUCAAUGGACUGAGUGCCCGCCUAUGAACCAAAAGGUCGCCUGUUCAAUUCUGGUCAGAGCAAAUGAUUGGGUUGCAGGCCAGGUGCCCAGGCAGGAGUGUGUGAGAGGCAUACAAUCGAUGUAUCUGUCACACAUCAGUGAUUCCCUUUUUCUCCCUCU